CGCCUACGGCUUUCGGCUCCGGUCCUGCAAGGCUAGAGCAUGCAGGACGGUCAGCAAGUGCACGUUGUCGUCAUCAAGUUGACAGUCGUGCACUCGAAUUUGGGCCCCAUUGUCCCUUUUGAGGCUCGCCGUCGUGGGCGGGUUCAUGUGCAAACUUGGGUGGUGUAGAUGCUGAGCAUGGGAACUAGGUAGGAUCAAGCGGCGCAGUCGAAGCAGCACAGUUUUCUUGGUGGGCGCAUCGUAAAAUGCUACAGAAAGCAGUUUUGUGGACCAUUGCCGGCGCCCUUUUUGAGAUGUAAGGAGUAGCUCACUCGGUGUACAACGUAGCACGCCAUUGCGAAGCGUGAGGCACGACCGCUUGGCAAUCCAAACUUGGUGGAAGAGUUGGUAGAGCAACAGCAUGUCGUUGGCUAUCUUCUUCUACCAAGAGCUUGUGGUAUCACGAUGAGCGUUCCACAGAUCGGCGUCGGUGUCUUCGUCUUCCGUAGCAAGACCGACCCGCACUUUGUCAUAGGUGUUCGCAAGGGUAGCACAGGCGCUGGCACGUAUGCUCUUCCGGGCGGCCAUCUGGAAUACGGCGAGUCGUUCGAGAAGUGCGCCGUACGAGAAGUGAUGGAAGAAACUGGUCUUGCCAUCUGUGACGUUAGGUUUCUCACAGCUACCAAUAGCGUAUUUGCAGAUGUCGGCAAACACUACGUUACGAUCUUCAUGGUCGCCGUAGCCGCCGAAGUAAACGGCGUUGUGCCGCAGCCCCGGCUGCUCGAACCAGACAAAUGCGAAGGCUGGGGUUGGUGCACAUUACCGCAAAUGCGCGACAUGGACAAUGCUGCAUGUCAGCUCUUCCAGCCAUUGCUCAGCUUGAUGGAACAGCGUCCCGACUCAUGUGAGCUGCUUGAGCACCGCAGUACUCCCUAAAAGGUCACAGACACAAUCCAAGACGGCAACAGCUUGACCAGCCUGUGGCGUUGGAAAUGUUAAGGCGCUUACUGAAAACCAUUGGCUCGCCCCAGCGACAACAUCGU
Messenger RNA from Baudoinia panamericana UAMH 10762, 1022 nucleotides. RefSeq lists its product as uncharacterized. The record is from RefSeq and is a predicted model, not a curated record. NCBI's taxonomy places the organism in Eukaryota, Fungi, Ascomycota, Dothideomycetes, Mycosphaerellales, Teratosphaeriaceae. The transcript is spliced from 4 exons. Gene Ontology annotation, cellular component: cytosol. Bases 445 to 915 code for a protein of 156 amino acids. Gene Ontology annotation, biological process: dGTP catabolic process. Gene Ontology annotation, molecular function: 8-oxo-7,8-dihydrodeoxyguanosine triphosphate pyrophosphatase activity.